UGUGAUUUCUCCCUAAAAUCUGCCAGAAAUUAACUUACAGAGUGUUGCUGUAGCUGCUUAUUUUUCAUCCCAUUUUGACUAAUUAUUUGACAAAAGUUAGCUAAGAUUGUGCCUAUCUCCUUGUUAAAGUAUUUGAUGGAGGUAAAAUUAUCUUUGCCUAAUUUUUCUUUACAGGAUAUAGACAAGGAUUUGUGUCUUUAAAAUUAGGAAUUGGGCAUGAUAACAAUGUAAAAUGAAGGUAUUAAAAAUGCUGUCAAGUUGGGUAGUAGUGGUAUAACUUAAAAUAUGUUUUCUAUUGUGGCAUGUCUAGGUGGGGAACAGCCUCAUUUAGUUUUGUUCUGCAGCCAGACCCUCUGACCUUGGCAGGAGGAAGGGGUCAGUUUUAACAGUGCUGUGAGAAGCCUCUUGGACUGAAUUGCCAGAAAACUUCAAGUUAACUUUUCUUUCUUUUUCAUGGGUUUGAACUCAAGUCAGGGAGUGAAAAUGAAAUUGAGAUUGCAAAAGUGUUUGCAGCCUGAUGUGGGUGGGAAGCUGUUCUCUGUCACAUGGGUUGCAGCAUGUCUGCCAUGCUGAUCUAGGUUCAAGAAGAGGAAAAGAUGAGCUUAAAACCUGCUUAAUUCCUUUCCUUCCACUUCGGGUAGAUUUGUCCCUAUACAAAGGGUAAACAUCUUUAAGGGUGCUCUCCACCUUUGUUGGUAUUUGUGGAUGACUGUCUAGUGAUGCUUUUAGGGUCAGGCAGUAGAUUGGAGGUUUUGUCACUUACUGAUAGGGUAUGGGUUUUGAAAACAUGAAGUCAACAUACAAGUAAAAGGUUUUAAAAACAUAAAGUCAACAUACAAGUAAAAGGUUUUAAAAAUGUAAAGUCAACAUACAGGUGCUGACUGCGUGGACUGGAGGGACAUUGCAAUGAGCUCACUGAAGAUGUAGUGAACCGGAUGAAAGCAUCAUCUCAAAGUAGAAGGGACAACCAGAGAUCUCCCCGUGCAUCCAAUGGCACAGCUCCAUCCUCACUGGCUGCAGAAGGGAAACCCAGACCUACAGGAGUUCAGCCGCCAAAGGCAAGUGACUCUGCUGCAGAGCAGGAUCUCUACAGGAGGUAUGUGGAAGAACAGACACUGGUCCAAGAGGAGUUGCUCUGGCUGGCCAAGAGAGAAAGGGAAGCAGCCAAUGAGGCCAAGGAAAGGAACAGCAUUAUUGAGGAGAGGCAGAGAGCAGCCCAGCUGCCUGUGGAUUUGGAUGCCUGGGCUGUGGAGCUGCAGGGCUGGGAGGCAGACCUGAAGCGACAAGAGGCCUUCUAUAAAGAGCAGUUGGCCCGCAUUGAGAAGAAGAAUGCAGAGAUCUACAAGAUGACAUCCGAGCAGUAUCAGGAGGCAGCCACCAAGGCAGAGGAACGGAUAAAGAGGAGGAAUGCUGAUCCUAUCUGUGCAAACCUGCAGUCUGAAAUUCUGAAGUGCUACCGAGAAAACAAACGUGAAGUGCUCAAAUGCUCGGAGCUGGCGAAGGAAUAUCAGCGCUGUGUUAGUGCAGCUCAGAAGGAGCUGUUAGUUAAUUCUGGGUAAACAUCAUCCGCCAAAGAGCAGAGGACAGGGACCACAGAUGCCCUUGGAAGCCCCAGCAUCCUUCUGGACAGACACUGACCAAAACCGGUGCCUUCUGCCCUCAAUGACCAAGACAAUACAAUAUGAUUCCUCUUCUAACUGCCUGCAUGUAUCAGUCUCGGUGGACAUUCCUGGGGUUGGGAGAAGGGUCCCAGGAGCGGGGGAUGCUAUAGUUUCUUUUUAUUGUUUUGCAAUGUAAAGGAUUGUGUUGACCCCAGGUGCUUCCAGCAUAGCUCAUAGCUUAGGGUCUUGCUCCAACACAAGUCUGGUUCACCCAGUUCUAACUUUGGUUUCACCAACCUACACCUGAGUUUCAAGAGCUGUUGCCUCUGUUUGUUUGCUCUGGAGAAAGGGGUCCAAAGUAUUUGGAAGUAACCCUGAGUAGCUUGUUAGGAUUAACUGUUCCUAGCAUGCUCCCAUUGGUUACACCAGCAGGCACAUUCCUUCCCUUCCAAGGUUCCUUCCUAAACAAUAAAGUGUUUAACAGUC
Molecule: messenger RNA, 2087 nt
Organism: Vidua chalybeata
Lineage: Eukaryota; Metazoa; Chordata; Aves; Passeriformes; Viduidae
Gene: CHCHD6
Product: coiled-coil-helix-coiled-coil-helix domain containing 6
Exons: 9
Coding region: 936-1559 (207 amino acids)
Biological process (GO): DNA damage response; cristae formation
Cellular component (GO): MICOS complex; mitochondrion
Source: RefSeq, a predicted model, not a curated record